This is a messenger RNA of Strigops habroptila (Kakapo), 2675 nucleotides long. It is a transcript of the gene FHIP2B, whose product is annotated as family with sequence similarity 160 member B2. Lineage: Eukaryota; Metazoa; Chordata; Aves; Psittaciformes; Psittacidae. The transcript is spliced from 16 exons. The coding region runs from base 87 to 2213 and encodes 708 amino acids. The record is from RefSeq and is a predicted model, not a curated record.
GAGCACUGGAAGGGAAUCACCGGCUACUACCUGGAGGCUACGGCGUUGCUCCCGCUGGCCGCCAUGGAGUGGGAUCCUGGGCCGGCAUGGCUUGGGAACACUCACCUGGAUUGGGAUCUGGGCACCCCCCCGUGCAUCACCGCCCUCGCCGAGCCCGGCAGUGCCUUGGGGGGCACACACCACAGCCCCCAGUUCCUGCACCCGCAGACGAGAGCAUCCCGGCCAGGCAGACGGACAUCCCCUGGCGCCUCAAGCAGAUGCUGGACAUCCUGGUCUAUGAGGAGAAGCAGUUCCCAGCGGGAGAAGCCGGGCCAUGCCUCGAGUACCUGCUGCAGCACAAGGUCCUGGAGACCCUCAGCACACUGGGCAAGGCAGAGUACCCGCCCGGGAUGAGGCAGCAGGUCCUCCUCUUCUUCAGCCGGGUGCUGGGGCAAGUGCAGCACCCGCUCCUGCACUACCUCAACGUGCACAGGCCGGUGAAGAAGCUGCUCCAGCUCAGCGGUGACCGCCUGGACUCUGGCUUGGAGAAGGAGGAGCUGCAGCUUGUGGCCAUCCUCUGCAUGAAGAUCAAGCAGGAUCCCACCCUCUUCACGUACAUCCUGGAGGGCAAGAGCAUCCUGAAUGGGAGGAGAGCCCAGGAGCUGCCGGCCAUGGAAGAGGGCACGGAGCAUCCCUCUGGCACUGCCACCAGCUCUCCCAGUGCCGAGCCCUCCCCACCACGGAGGGACCACAACCUCGUCACAUCCCUGGUGGGGCUGUGCAAGAGCAAGAAGAGCCGGGUGGCGAUGAAGGCUCGGGAGAACCUGCUGCUGCUGGCAGGGCUGGCGCAGGAGGCGGCUGCCACGUGCCUGGUGCGGAGCAGCGCCCUGUGCCCGCUGCUGACCGAGCAUCUCUGUGACCUCUACAGCGCCGUGCCCGCGGGCACCGACCCCGCCGAUGUCCUCGCCAUGGAGAGGACGAGCUGGAGGUCGCAGGGUGCUGGGGAUGAGGCUUUCCCAGGGAAGGAGAGCCUGGCUGCCUUCUUCGGCUGGUUGGACUACCUCGAUGAGCUGGUGAUGGGCGCACACCCGGUUGUGGCAGAUGCCCUCGCUGAGGCCGUGGAGGAGACGUUCUUCCAGGGCAUCCUGCAGCCGCAGCUCCUGCAGAUGUCCGAGCUCACAGUGCUCAGCACCACGGCCAUGCUGACAGGCACAGUGCGGCAGGUCCACGCUCCCGCCCUGCUCCGGCGCCUCGUGCUCUUCCUGCUGGGGCCAGACCAGCACCCAGAGACCCCGGGGGACACCCCCCACCCUCUGCGCACCCACCUCAUUGACCGCUGCAACCACCUCUCCGACGAGAUCAGCCUGGCCAGCCUGCGGCUCUUCGAGCAGCUCCUGCAGAAGCCCCACAAGCACGUCACACACAACCUGGUGCUGCGGAACCUGGAGGCCAGGGGAUACCUGCAGCGAACCCCCCUUGUACCCGAGGAGCGCGGACCCCCGGAGCUGGAGUACGAGGAGGAUGGGCUGGACCUGGAGGAGGAUCCCUAUUUCACCGAUGGAUUCCCAGACUCCAGCUUUGGGAUAGCGAAAAAGCUUUCAUCAGGAUCAGCCCCAUCAGGGAAGGGACAAGUGAGCGAGGUGGUGAGCAGCUUCCUCUGCCUGGUUCCCGAGGAGGCAAAGACCUCCUCAUGCAUGGAGGAAGGCGGCUACGACACCUACGUGCACGAUGCGCUGGGCAUGGUCCAGGCGUGCCGCGACAGUGCAGCCCCGUGGGGGUGGCCCAGGGCCCCCCGUCCCCUCGACUCCUGCCACCCCGAAGUGGUGUUUUAUGAAGGUCACUUCCUCAAGGUGCUGUUUGACCGGAUGACGCGGAUCCUGGACCAGCCCUACAGCCUGAACCUGCAGGUGACCUCGGUGCUGUCCCGCUUGGCCGCCUUCCCCCAUCCCCACCUGCACGAGUACCUGCUGGACCCCUACCUCAGCCUGGUGCCCGGCUGCCGCUCGCUCUUCUCCGUCCUUGUCCGGGUGAUCGGGGACCUGAUGCAGCGGCUGCAGCGUGUGCCCCAGUUCAGGGCUAAGCUGCUGCUGGUGCGGCGGCAGCUCCUGGGGCUGGUGCCGGGAGAGCAGAUGGACCACACGAUGCUCUUCAAGGGCGUGGUGGUGCUGGAGGAGUUCUGCAAGGAGCUGGCUGCCAUCGCCCUGGUCAAGGGGCCACCGGAGGGGCCCCCCUGAGCUGCAGCUCCCCGGCCCUGCUAUGAAGCACCCCCUUUCUGGCCAGGCUGUGCUGGCCCUGCUUGGCACCGCGGGAAGGAUGCUGGCGAGGAGGAAGAGGAGACUCCAAGUCCUUCACCACCGCCUUGGCCAACCCGGAGGUGCUGAUCCCCGGCAGCAGGCGCACCCCUCGGGUGCAGAGUGCCCCCGUGCUGCGCUCCCUCCUGGGUGGUGGGUUCCUGCUCCCCCCGGCCUCAAGCAGGACGUUCUGGGGGGCAGUGAUGGGCUGUGUGGGCUCGGUGCUGUCCUCUGCUGCGCGGGGUGAUGCCUCGGCUGCGGUAACUCAAUCAUGUCCCCAUGGGGGCAUGGGGUGUGUGCUGGGAGGGUUUGUGGCUCCUGCCUGGCAGGGUUGGGGCACCCCAACCCCUGCACAGUGUCCCCUGGGUGAUGGGACUCUGCUGUAAUAAAGCUGUGAGCACCACA